AUGCGUAGGCCGAAUGACGUCUGCGGCGUAGCCUGCGAGCCCGGGCCGCGCACGCCGCCCCGCGCAUGCGCGCGCCGCAUCGAUCUCGGCUCCCCAUCCACACCCCUCCUCCCCUCACCUUCCUCUCACCUCCAUGACUCCAUCCCGAUCUCCGACACGUGGAAAAGGGUGAUCGCUUGCGCGGGCAGCGAUGACGGAAGGUUGGCGGGAGAGGGGCGGUGCAGCUGCCGCGGUGCCGCCUGCCCUGCCGGUGCAUCUCAUCCCCCCGGGCCCCCCGCGCCCGCGCGGCCCAUUGCCAAGUUCAAUGCCAAGGUCAUGCGCGCCCGAGUGCGACUGCGCGCCGCAAUGCAGGAGCGGCCGGCGGCAGGCGAGCCGUCAGUGCCUCACGGACGACCGCGGAACACGCCGCUUCGCGAUUUUCCGCAGUCGACGCGUCCCACCGGGUCACUUGACUAAGUUCCGCAAUAAAGCCGCUCUGCUCCGCGACAGACGCUCGCU
Molecule: messenger RNA, 498 nt
Organism: Ostrinia furnacalis (Asian corn borer)
Lineage: Eukaryota; Metazoa; Arthropoda; Insecta; Lepidoptera; Crambidae
Exons: 2
Coding region: 1-456 (151 amino acids)
Source: RefSeq, a predicted model, not a curated record